Molecule: messenger RNA, 1989 nt
Organism: Metarhizium acridum CQMa 102
Lineage: Eukaryota; Fungi; Ascomycota; Sordariomycetes; Hypocreales; Clavicipitaceae
Source: RefSeq, a predicted model, not a curated record
AUGGGCCUAGUUCGGAUGGCGGUCAACCCCGCGUUUUCGAAGCCACAAAAGCUGGGGAAGUCAAGAAAUAUUGUGGAGAGGGUGAAGCAAAGACGGGCGGUUAACCGCACUUCAGGUCCACUCAUUCAUUGCCUUGUCUGGGGUGAUUUGAUGGUCAUCUCCAUCAUGGGUACGCCAUGGCCCAUCAGAGCUUCCCUCUUCAAGGAGGAGUCGUCAUCGGAGGCCCAACUGUUGUACCUCUCCGGGUCCGUACUCCGUAUUGGAGCGGGGAAAAUGGAGUCGCGUCUCGAGAGCUGUUUGUUGAAGCUCAACAUUUACUGUGCAACCAACGCAACGGUGUGGCUUUCCGUGGCAAUUUUAAAAGGGCAAAGUGUUGAACAGCACUGGUCUGCCAUUCCUCUCACACUCUCCUACGCUGCUUCAUCGCCGCCUGCAGACCCCAAGGUUUCUUCAGCCGCCAGCAUGAUGUCCCGCUCGGGCCAAUCGACUGAAAAAGUCGUAAUGCCCUUCAACCAUGACGAAUAUGCUGCUGGUGACAACAAAGCCGUCAGCGACACGGAUGACAUGGGCGUCGGAACGGUCGCGACACCACCUAAUUUUGACCAUGUUGAUGAAAAGAAGAUUCUUUGGAAGAUGGAUAUCCGUUUGAUCCCCAUGCUGGCGCUCCUCUACCUCCUCUCAUUUCUUGACCGCGGAAACAUUGGCAACGCCGACGUCGAAGGCCUCAGUGCCGAUCUCGGCAUACAACCGGACCAGUACAACUGGUGCCUCACCGUCUUCUUCUUCACCUACGCCGCGUUCGAGGUCCCGUCCAACCUGCUCCUCAAGAAGCUCCGCCCCAGCCGCUGGCUGCCCACCAUCAUGGUGGCAUGGGGACUCGUCAUGACGCUCAUGGGCCUGGUUCAGAACUACCACGGCCUCCUGAUUGCGCGCAUCUUUUUGGGCGUCACCGAAGCCGGUCUCUUUCCCGGGGUCGCUUUCCGCCAGGCGCUUUUCUUCAGCGCCGCCUCCGUGGCCGGUGCUUUCAGCGGCCUGCUGGCAUUUGCAAUCAGCAAGAUGAACGGCACGGCCGGGCUCGAAGGCUGGCGGUGGAUCUUCAUCCUCGAGGGAAUCGCUACCGUCCUCGUCGCGUUUUGCGCCUUCUUCCUGAUUCAUGACUUCCCCGAUACGGCGUCAUUCUUGACAGAGGAUGAGAAGGCGUUUGUGAUUCACCGCCUCAAGUAUCAGGGCCAGACGGUGAUGGGCGGUGGCGAUGCCGAGACGCAGGCAAGGGCGCAGGUGGAGCAGGCCGAGGAGUUUGAAUGGAAGUAUGUCUGGCAGGCGUUUAAGGACUGGCAGAUUUGGGUGAAUGUUCUCGUGUACUGGGGUAUUGUCUGCCCACUCUACGGAAUCAGCUUGUUCCUGCCGACCAUUAUCAAGAGCCUAAACUAUUCCAAAACAGAAGCGCAGCUCAUGACGGUCCCGAUCUACAUCACUGCCGCGAUAUUGGCCGUCAUUGUCGCCUUUUGCUCCGAUCGAGUCGGCAAACGGAGCCCGUUUGUGAUUGGCUUCAUGUGCAUGAUGCUGGUGGGAUUCGCAAUGUGCAUUGCCUCGAGCAACCCCAAGGUGGUGUACGGUGGUGUCUUUGUUGCCGCGUGUGCGAUUUACCCUGCUUUCCCUGGUGUCAUUGCCUGGCUGUCGAACAACUUAUCCGGCAGCUACAAACGCAGUGCGGGCAUGGCCCUGCAGAUUGGUAUCGGUAACCUCGGGGGUGCCAUGGCCUCGAACUUUUACCGAAAGAAAGACAAGCCUCGCUACUUCCUGGGCCACGGCCUGGAAAUCGGCUUCAUUGUGCUGGGUAUCGCUGCGGCAUUCAUUCUCGUGUUGGGCUAUAGGUGGCUCAAUCGCAAGAGGGAGAGACAGUUGGCUGAGGGGCAGGACAAGAACUACACCGCGGCUGAAAUGUCGGCGCUGGGAGACAAGGCGAUUACAUUUAGAUACAUGUAUUAG